AGUUUGAGUAGUAGUGACCAACAUGUCGGCCCCUCUCCAUCUGUAGGCCAGCGACACCGUGGUCUGAUGACAGGACCACUGAAUUAUCCCUGGAUCAUAUCAUCAAUAUUAUUAUUGUUCACUUGGUUUUCUUCUGCAGCGGAAACAACUUACAGCUGCCGUCACUUGCUAACAGCUAGCCUGUGGCUAAGCAACCAUUGAGCCUGCUGAUGGGACGGCAGUCAAGCAGGCAGCUCAGGCUAACCACCGGGGAGCAGGAGCCGCACAUCUCUGCCGCUCACAGCGCUCAAUGAGUUUCUCGUGUGGACGUGUCUGCGCGGAUUCUAGUACGAGUAGGAAUUAGGUGGACUAAUAAGGCUGGGCACACCCCCCCCUGUUCACAGGAGUUCGGACGCCGGGCGGCUGUAAAAACCCCUCUGCAGGUGCUGCAUCCUGAUCCACCAGGUGAUUCACACCACUGCCACCUUGUUGUGUCAUCCUCGCUCCCAAUCGGCAAUCAACGUCACGAAAAGGCCUCCAUUUUAUUGAAGAGGCAUACCUCACACCUGGAAAGCCUCAAGCUAGAGAUGGCUUGACGUUGACGCAACAACGUCAGUUUUUAUUGUGGUCGUUUUUGGGCAAUUGCUCCAGGACGGCUGUCGCAUCCAAGGGAUUACAGUUAAUCAAGCCUCAGCGUCUUCUGCCGGGGAAGGAGUUCCUGGCAACAAGGAAGAAGGCUGACGGUUACAUAACUGACAGGCAUGGUUGUUCACCGUCUGAGUCAAACAGGGAAACCAAUGCAGGGAACAGAGUUGUUCUAUGUUGCCUUUGCUGGUUGAUCCAUGAUUAGCUGACCACUCUGGAUCAACACUGGUCAUUUUAACUCUUCCUCUGCAUUUCAAUUCACAUGGAUACUGAUGGAUGUUCUUCACGUUUUUUGGCAAGAACCCGACUGUCACCUCCCGCUCUCGCGUACAUACCCAGUUCACCUGGCAGGUGAGGUGGUUUAAAGGAGCCACCAGCGGGGUUUAGGGAUGCCCCGACACAGGAAAACCAGGCUACUCCACUGGCCCGCGUACAGACUGCCCAAUCCUGGACUCAAAGCUGACCGUCUCCCGCUGUAACAGGAAGUGUGAGGGCUUUUCGUUUUCUUUUUCUUUUUUUUUUGCUCCCACCAAGACUGCUCAACUGUAGAUGGUGGAAACUUAAAAACUUAGUUCUCGAUCUGCACUUUUAUUUUAAGCUGAAGGAAGUCGUACGGACGCUGUGUAAUCAUCUUCAUUUCGGUCUCCAACCAAAUCAGGUUUACCUCUGCAACGCGGGUACCUCACUCAACUUCCAUUGAAAGAGCAAACAAAUCAACCUGGACCAGUGUUCUGUACUUCAAGAUUGGACUGUAUUUUCAUUGCACCAAAUCACAGAAGAACCAAAUGUAUGUGCUUAAACAGAAGGUUCCAAAUGUUUCAUCUAAGUAACAGCCAUAUUUUUUUAAUUGCACUUUUAUCAUGAUUUUCCACAAAGCCUUUAUUCGCCUUGCUGUACAAGACGCAGACUUGAUGGGCUGGUUUUUUUUUUUUUGAGGAUCCUGAGACGAUGGGCCUUGGUUUUUAUUUGUAAUUGUUGGACACUUGUUGUGGAGCACCGUUUACGUAGUCUGGUUCAUGUGCCUGCGACUCGUUUCCUCCUCAUAAUCUGUGGCUUAUUUGUUCAUCCUGCCUUUACCACCUGUUUUUGUGGACGACUGGGAAACGAGGCUUUUACAGCAAAGAGACUCUGAAGCUUAUUCUAAUCGCGCGCACACACACACUGCAGAUCAGGAUUGACUUUAAAAUCUUAAAAAAAGUGGUCACCCAUUACCCCUCUCAAGCCACUCCCCCCGUAUGAGAGGCUUUUUUUUCAGUUCUGCUUUUCUUUUAUUUCUACUCCCAAACUACAAAUCCACUCCCCACGCUUAAAGAAACAUUUACCCCUUGAAUGACAAACACGCCAUACACAGGAAGUGAUGCCGGGUGGCAGUAGUAAGAGUGGAGGGCGGGGUCCAUCCUCGUCCCCCCUCCCCCACGCCGUGGUCCCAGCCAACAGACCGCUGCGACCGUCCCGCUACGUCCCCGUGUCGGCAGCCACUUUCUUCCUCGUUGGUUCCACGACGCUCUUCUUUUGUUUUACAUGUCCGUGGCUGUCGGAACGUUUCUCCGUCGCCGUGCCGAUCUACAAUGGAGUCAUCUUCCUGUUUGUUCUGGCCAACUUCUGUAUGGCCACAUUCAUGGAUCCUGGUAUCUUCCCAAGAGCCGAGGAGGACGAGGACAAAGAGGACGAUUUCCGCGCUCCCCUCUACAAGACGGUGGAGAUCCGAGGGAUUCAGGUCCGGAUGAAGUGGUGUUCGACGUGUCGCUUCUACAGGCCGCCGCGCUGCUCUCACUGCUCCGUCUGUGACAACUGUGUCGAGGACUUUGACCACCACUGUCCGUGGGUGAACAACUGCAUUGGCAGGAGGAACUACCGUUACUUCUUCCUCUUCCUGCUCUCACUGACGGCUCACAUCAUGGCCGUGUUUGGCUUUGGCCUCCUCUUCAUCCUCUACCAUCGGCAGAACAUCGACCGCCUGCACGCCAUCGUCACUCUGGCUGUGAUGUGCGUCGCAGGCCUGUUCUUCAUCCCCGUCGCUGGCCUCACUGGUUUCCACAUUGUGCUCGUGGCCAGAGGCAGGACGACGAAUGAACAGGUAACGGGGAAAUUCAGAGGAGGAGUUAACCCUUUCACCAAUGGCUGUGUGAACAAUGUCUCCCAUGUCCUCUGCAGCUCACAGGCUCCCAGGUACCUGGGCAGGAAGAAGUGUGUGCAGAGCGUGUGCGUGCAGCCUCCGUUCCUGCGGCCUCAGCUGACCGACGCCCAGCUGGCGGCAAAGAUCCUGGACAACGGGAUCCAGGGGGAGCUGCACCGGUCCAGGUCCAGUCUGGAGAUGAUGGAGAGUCAGUCAUGUGACGCUGAGCCGCCGCCGCCUCCUAAACCUGAGCUCCGUUACCCUGGAAUCACCAGAGGAAACACAGAGGAGUGCAGUCUGCUGAACAAAGCCCCUCCCACUCCCACCAUGUACAAAUACAGGCCGACCUACAGUCCCGGCAAGAACCACACCGCGCUCACACAUGCUUACGCCAACCAGUUAAGUCGAGGAGAGAGCGUUGGCAGCACCAGGGACUCCUCCUCCUCCACCUCCUCCCUCCUCCAGGCCAGCCAGCAGCCUGGGUUCCGCUCGCAGCCCAGCCUGGACCGACGGGACACAUCAACGGACAGAGGGGGAGGAGGUGGGGAGAGGAGGGAGGGAGGCAGAGGGGUGGGGGGAGGAGGAGGAGGAGGAGGAGGGGGCAUGCCCGGCUACACCCUGGGCGGACGCUCGUACCCCUCCUUCUCCGACCACACCGCCCUGUCGGGGAUGGCGUCGCGAUCUUCCAGCUCCACGCACACCUCGGCGGGCACCGCCCACAUCUCUGAGGCGACGACCUCGGCCAGCUUCAAGAGCUUAGCCAAUCAGACUCCCCCUCCUCACAAGGCGUCUCGAAACGGGAGCCUGUCGUAUGACAACCUGCUGGCUGGUGAUGAUUUUGACAAGGGGGUGUCGGCAGGUUCAUUAGCCCCUGAGGUUUCCUCCGGGAGACCCCACACACCAGCGGCGGGCGGCUACGGCACCUCGUACAUGUCGUCGCAGCAGCGAGACGCCGACACGCUCACCCAGGCGUCGCAGUCGCCCCAUCACCACCACCGCACCUCCCAUCACCACCACCACCACCAUCACCCCUUCCUCCACCGCUCGUCCUCCUCCCCACCACCUCCUCCAGAGCGGGACCUCCAACUGGGCACGCGCCCUCUGUCCGCCAACCAGACCUCAACCCCCGCCUCCUCCACAGCCCCGCCUCCCCUACACCACCACCACCACCACUCCCACCACCACCACCACCACUCCCAUCACCACCACCACUCCUCAUCUUCCUCCAACACCUCCCACCCUCCCCGCUACGCCCCGCCCCACGCGCCGCCCCACCACGCCUACCCCUACCGCACCCGCUCCACCGACGUCCCCCUCGGCUCCUCCACGGCCACCACCACCCACCCUCCUCCACGCUCCCCACACGCGCCGCCUCUGGGCAAGUCGCUCUCGUACUCGAGCGCCGCCGCCGCCGAAAUGCAAUACCGGCUGGUCAGAAAGGCUUCUGCGUCAGCCGGAGCGAACGCGGCGGGGGUGGGAGGAGGAGGAAGUGGAGGGAUGGGAGGAGGAGGAAUACAAGCGCCCAAGGAUGAGCUGAUCCAGAUGAAACCUCUGAGUCGGACCAACGGCGGCCAGCCCUUCUCCCCAUCCUCCCCAUCCUCCCCCUCCUCUUGCUCCGCCCCUUCCUCUCCCUCUCACCCACUUAGCAUGUCCACUCGGCCUGCGGUUGCCUAUCCCAGCUCAGCAUUGACGCAGAGCCCCGCCCACAAGCCCCAGGGCGGCGGUGGGGGCGGAGUGAAGAAGGUGACUGGCGUCGGAGGCACCACCUAUGAGAUUUCUGUGUGAGCGGCUGCCGGUGCCGGCUCGCACCGCGAGGACCAAUGAAACCAAGUGGACGUACUUUGGUCUGUCUCUUGUCUUUCACCGGGGGGGGGGGAGGGGGGUUCACUGUACAAUAAAAGAAGAGAGAGACACCGGGAGGAAAGAGUGGAACCGUCCUCAGGUGGGGGGGCGUUCACAUGUAGCAUUUAAAAAUGCAACCAAAACCUGGGAGCACUGAAGUAAUCGAUGCAUUCAAACUCAAAUACAAUCCAAACAACCGCGUUUCUGUCACAAUGCUUUGGCAAAAAGGAAAACCUGGCCUGGCCUGGUCUGGCUUAUGCUAAGGGUGAACUUGCCUUCCCACUUCCAAGAGGCGUGACCAAUGGACGUAGAUGGAAACACCUCUGUAUGCAAUUGGAUCGACCUACAACCAAUCAGACCAAUGAUCUGAAGUAUCUUGUUUUCUAGGAACUAUGGCAUCUAAUGGCGUGUUUCCACCGCCUCGCCUCGGCACGGUUAAGUUGCUUUUCCACUAGCAUAGUAC
Molecule: messenger RNA, 5045 nt
Organism: Solea solea (common sole)
Lineage: Eukaryota; Metazoa; Chordata; Actinopteri; Pleuronectiformes; Soleidae
Gene: zdhhc5a
Product: zinc finger DHHC-type palmitoyltransferase 5a
Exons: 12
Coding region: 1982-4525 (847 amino acids)
Biological process (GO): protein palmitoylation
Molecular function (GO): palmitoyltransferase activity
Source: RefSeq, a predicted model, not a curated record